This is a messenger RNA of Peronospora matthiolae, 252 nucleotides long. Lineage: Eukaryota; Oomycota; Peronosporomycetes; Peronosporales; Peronosporaceae. The record is from the annotation of a GenBank genome assembly.
AUGUGCCGCGUAAAUAAACGUGGCCCAGCUGAAUUCCGUCAGGAAGGGGGUGAGAAGCCCUCCUUGUUUGAGUUUUACCCGGUUCUUUCUUCUCAGGACCGGAUGCACACCCUUCGAUCCGAUUUUGACAUUUUUCGCGCUGCUCGGCGGAAAGAUCGGCGCCGUAGGGAACGUGAGGACUUUCAACUCGUCCGCGCUCAUCGACGAAUGGAGAUUCUACACCCGGCCGACCGGAUUAUGGCCCUGCUGUAA